GGUAAACGCGACCAGGAAAUUUUAAUUUUUCAAACGCAGUAUAUAUCUUAAUCUGAGGUUAGCAUGAUUUAAAUAUGUAAUGAUUUGACAUUGUCAUCCGAUUAAAUGGUCAUAUGUGAUGUUGUUAUAAAAGCCUAUAUACACACCAGUGAUAAAUUUUAUCACAUGGACUGUUAACCUGCUUUUGAAUUUAGACGUUUGGUUACAUAAUCUAUAAACAUGGACUGGACAUACUUCUUUAUUAUUUCGGCAGUAGCUUCUACGUUUUUCUUGUCAUUAGGACCAAUACUAUAUCAUCGCUAUUUGGGUGAUACUGACUCGACAUAUGACUCAAGCACUAUUAUAGCUGGAAAUAUACGACUGAGACCUCGGAUAAAAUUAGUUUGUGGCAAUCUAGAAAAUAUACCGUGUGAUGUCUGUAAAUUAUUUGUGGUUGGACUACGCGCCUUAGUGGGAAGACAAGCACCAGAAGCUGACAUAGUUAAAUUUGCAAUUGAAAUUUGUGAAACAUUUCAUAUAGAAGAUGAAAGGGUUUGUCAGGGCAUUGUUCGAAUGUUUAAGGAUGAGUUCGUCGGUGUAAUAGAAAAAUUGGUUUUGUCUCCAGAAGAAGCAUGUGGUCUUGUAGUUGGAGAAACUUGUGGAAACCCCUAUGACCCUGAAGUGAUGUGGAACAUAACUCUACCAAAUGUCCCAAAACCUCCAGUGAAACCACAUGUACUCCCACAGCCUGGAUCUCCUAUACUUCGGAUACUACAUCUAACAGAUAUCCAUAUAGACACCCAGUAUCUGGCAGGGGCUUCUGCUGAUUGUGGCGAACCUCUGUGCUGCAGAAUAGGAGAUAAGAUGACAACUGGUGCAAUGGCUGCUGGUAAAUGGGGUUCAUUGAAUAACUGUGACCUUCCUUAUGUAACAUUACAAAGUUUAUUUGAAUAUCUUAGGAGUAUCAAAGAUCAGUUUGACUAUGUAGUGUUUACCGGCGACCUACCAGCUCACAACGUUUGGAACCAAUCAAGAUCAGACAUUAUGGGAGCUAUGGAACUUGUUACCAAAAUGUUCCUAACUUAUCUUCCCGGUAAACAGGUUUACAACACACUGGGCAAUCAUGAAAGUGCACCUGUCAACAGUUUUCCACCGAGCUACAUAACUGGAAACGAUGCUGAGACUUGGCUGUAUAACGAAACAGCUAAACUUUGGAAAAACUGGUUGCCUGCAGACACCAUGAAAGAUAUAAAAAGAGCAGGAUAUUAUACCACAAUGAUACAACAAGGACUCAGACUUGUGUCACUCAACAUGAACUUCUGCAAUAAUCAAAAUUGGUGGUUAUUAAUCAAUACAACUGAUCCAAUGGGACAACUCAGUUGGCUUAUGAAUGUUCUGCAAAAGGCCGAGGACAAUAAGGAAAAGGUUCACAUCAUUGGUCAUAUUGUCCCCGGCGGUGGCAGCUGUUUAAAGGCUUGGAGCUGGAACUACUAUAAAGUUAUCAACAGAUAUGAGAGUACCGUAACCGCACAAUUUUUUGGUCAUGUCCAUUCUGAGAUGUACACUGUUUUCUACGAUGAUGUCCUGUUUAAGAGACCAACUAGUGUUCUCUAUGCACCGGGAAGUGUCACAACGUUUUCCGAUUUAAACCCAGGAUUCCGAAUAUAUGAAGUGGAUGGACAUUACAAUGGAAGUUCAUGGUAUCCUCUAAAUUACCAGAACUAUUAUUUAAACUUGACAAAAGUAAAUAAAGACAAUACGCCGGUAUGGGAACCUGAGUACAAUGCAAAGGCUGAUCUUGGAUUGAAAAGUCUGUAUCCAGAAGACUGGGAUGAUCUUAUUCAUAGGUUCAAAACUAAUGACACACUGUUAUAGAGAUAUUACAGGUAAGGUUAUAAAGUAAAUUAUACGAAAAUGAAAUAUCCUGGCUAAUCCUGCAAUUUGAUUGGUUACUUUGACAGGGAAUAUGAGCUCGUAUCCCCUGUGAACAGAAAACGAAGACCAGAAUGGUAAUGAAUGUUGAAAUCAGGACACUCCAGUAUAAUAUAAUUGUUAUUCGGGGUACACAUGGGAUAUUGGCUCAUAUUCCAAGUACCAGUGCUCUAUAGUAUAGGUAAAGUCAUCAAAUGUGUAUCCAGAAAGACUGGGAUGACCUUAUUCAUGGAUUCAAAACUAAUGACACACUUCUCAGAUAUAUUAUAAGUAAUGUUAUAAAGUCUGUAUCCAGGAGACUGGGAUGACAUUAUUCAUAGAUUCAAAACUAAUGACACACUGUGUCAGCGAUUAUAUAGGUAAGGUCAUCAAGUUUGUUUCCAGAAGACUGGGAUGACUUUAUUCAUAGAUUCAAAACUAAUGACACACUUCUCAGAGAUAUUACAAGUAAGGUUAUCAAAAGUCUGUGUCCAGAAGACUGGGGUGACCUUAUUCAUAGAUUCAAAACUCAUGACGUACUGUUUCAGCAAUUUUAUAGGUAAGGUCAUAAAAAGUCUGAAUCAAGAAGACUGGAAUGAUCUGAUUCAUAGGUUCAAAAAUAAUAAAGGACACACUGUUUCAAAGAUAUUAUAGGCAAGGUUAAAAAAGUCUAAAUCCAGAAGACUGGGAUGACC
This is a messenger RNA of Mytilus californianus (California mussel), 2585 nucleotides long. Its product is annotated as sphingomyelin phosphodiesterase-like. Gene Ontology annotation, cellular component: lysosome. NCBI's taxonomy places the organism in Eukaryota, Metazoa, Mollusca, Bivalvia, Mytilida, Mytilidae. Gene Ontology annotation, molecular function: acid sphingomyelin phosphodiesterase activity. The record is from RefSeq and is a predicted model, not a curated record. The coding region runs from base 220 to 1854 and encodes 544 amino acids. Gene Ontology annotation, biological process: ceramide biosynthetic process; sphingomyelin catabolic process. The transcript has 13 exons.